Messenger RNA from Aricia agestis (brown argus), 429 nucleotides. RefSeq names its product glycine-rich cell wall structural protein-like. The transcript has 2 exons. The coding region runs from base 1 to 429 and encodes 142 amino acids. The record is from RefSeq and is a predicted model, not a curated record. Lineage: Eukaryota; Metazoa; Arthropoda; Insecta; Lepidoptera; Lycaenidae.
AUGAUGUACAAAGUAUUCGUCGUUGUGGUCGUUUUAGCCGCCGCCAUGUCCACGGUGUCUGCUCAAAUAGGCGGCGGACGAGGGGGCGGGGGCUUCGGUGGGCAGAGUGGAGGCUACGGCGGACAGGGCGGAGGCUAUGGCGGGCAGGGCGGAGGCUAUGGCGGGCAGGGCGGGGGCUACGGCGGGCAGGGCGGAGGCUACGGCGGACGGGGCGGAGGCUACGGCGGACGGGGCGGAGGCUAUGGCGGGCAGGGCGGGGGCUUCGGCGGGCGCGGAGGAGGACAAGGAGGAUUCGGCCAGCGAGGAUUUGGUCAAAACGGUGGAUUCGGUCAAGGAGGUUUCGGCCAGGGCGGACAGGGUGGUUACGGCCAAGGACAGGGCGGUUUCGGCGGUGGAUUUGGACCUGGUGGCGGUUUCGGAAGACGCUAA